Molecule: messenger RNA, 3201 nt
Organism: Anthonomus grandis grandis
Lineage: Eukaryota; Metazoa; Arthropoda; Insecta; Coleoptera; Curculionidae
Product: neuropeptide SIFamide receptor-like
Exons: 4
Coding region: 133-1482 (449 amino acids)
Biological process (GO): G protein-coupled receptor signaling pathway
Cellular component (GO): membrane
Molecular function (GO): peptide binding; neuropeptide Y receptor activity
Source: RefSeq, a predicted model, not a curated record
UCGCAUUUGCGGAACGGACGACGCCGAUUCAACCACGCGGCGUCGUAUACAAGAAAGAAACUUCGCGCGCUCCUUCGGAGUUUUUGCUAUGUGAAACUUUCCAUUUUCCGCGGGUUUUUGGGGGGCGGUUAAAUGGACGAGUUCGACGGACCCGGAAGUAAAUUUAAUUUUCAGGACUAUUUUGAUGAUAGAGCCACCGAGGGUUACGGGGACCCCAGUGUCGAGAACAUGCUGUCUUCUGAGUAUUAUAAUGGGUUCUUGGACGUUUUACAGGUCCACACGGAAACCAACGACCUCCACAAGACGGCCAUAAUAGAAAUAAAAACUUAUGGAGCAACCGUGCUGAUGAACGCCUCCAUAAACGCCACCACGGACACCUCCAACUUUCCUCCGGAGUUGUUUUAUCGGCAUACCAUCUCCAUGACGGCCGUCUAUUGCGUGGCAUACCUUAUUGUAUUCGCCGUCGGAUUGGUGGGCAACUGUUUCGUCAUAGCGGUGGUAUUCCGCUCGCCACGGAUGCGCACCGUCACCAAUUUUUUCAUCGUUAAUUUGGCGGUGGCCGAUAUCCUGGUCAUCGUGUUUUGUCUGCCUGCGACUCUGAUGUCGAAUAUUUUCGUUCCUUGGAUGCUCGGCUGGUGGAUGUGCAAAACAGUGCCGUACAUACAAGGCGUGUCUGUAGCCGCCUCCGUCUACAGCCUCGUGGCUGUCUCGUUGGACCGGUUCUUAGCGAUCUGGUGGCCCCUAAAAUGCCAAAUAACGAAAAAACGUGCCCGACUGAUGAUCAUGCUAAUCUGGUGCGUCGCCUUGACCAUCACCAUCCCGUGGGCGCUCUUCUUCGACCUGGUGCUCAUCUACAGCGACGCCCCGGACGUAGAACUGUGCGUAGAAGUCUGGCCCGAGCCUUUGAACGGCUCCUUCUACUUCCUCUCCGCCAAUUUGAUCUUCUGCUACAUCCUGCCUAUGAUUUUGAUCACCAUGUGCUACGUACUGAUCUACAUCAAGGUGUGGAAGCGUAACAUCCCGACCGACACCAAGGACGCUCAAAUGGAACGGAUGCAACAGAAGUCCAAAGUCAAAGUGGUGAAGAUGUUGGUCGCGGUGGUGAUCCUGUUCGUGAUCUCUUGGUUGCCCCUCUAUGCCAUUUUCACUCGCAUCAAACUCGGGGGAGAUAUCGAACCGUGGGAGGAGGAGAUCUUGCCGAUCGCCACCCCGAUAGCUCAAUGGCUGGGUGCCUCCAACUCCUGCAUCAAUCCCAUCUUGUACGCCUUCUUCAACAAAAAGUACCGCAAAGGGUUCGUCGCGAUCAUUAAGAGUCGCAAAUGUUGCGGCAGGCUCAGGUAUUACGAGACGGUCGCCAUGAUGUCCUCCUCGACCAGCAUGCGUAAAUCCUCCCACUUUUACAACAAUAACUCGUCCAAGAAAUCACCACCGAAUCCGGACAACCACGCAGUUUCUUACAUCUCGAACAACACCGGGGUCUAAGGCUCUGGAAAUGAGCCUUAGAAGCAUUAAUAAGGCCACCCCACGAAUUUUUCUUGGUAAAAUCAGGUUUACCCCGCUUGUAACGGAGACCUUGGACUGAGAUUUAGGUAAUAGUAGAGGUUGUAUUUAUAAUAGGGUUUAGGGUAUAGUCACUGAUAAACGUCUGCGGUUUUGUUUUUUUUUUAUUUAAUUUUAAAUGCAAAAGAGACAAAUUUGAAAACCUCUGAUUUCAAUGGCCGUUAUUUUGAAUUUUUACUGUGCGCCAUUUUAGUACGCACGUUGGCUGAAAUCGAGCCACCAGAGGGCAGAUGGAAUGAAUCGAACGUCACAUCAUCUAUUGAUUUUUAUGUUAUGUAUUUGGGAUGCCUUGAAGUUUUCUUGUUUAGACUCUAGAGGGCCAGUUUAUGGCAAAAGGUGUAUUGAUUUAAAUGUUAUGUAUGCGAAAUGCCUUGAAAUUGGCCUCUAGAUGGCGUAAGCUGUGGCUUAAUGAAGGUUUCUAUUGUUGGCCCUUAAAUUCCUGAAACUGUCUCAAGAGGCAUUUAAAAAAAAGGAUAAAACCCAGACUUAAGAAAGGUAUUGUAUUGUGAUCGUACUCACAAAUUGAAUAAAAUAUGGCAGAAACAGAGAACAUAUUUUUAAAAAUACAUAUUACGAAGAGAAUAUAGCUUUUUGAAAGUUGAGCUUUUACAAAAAGAGUAAAGAAAAAAUGAUUAAUCUAUUGUGUAUUUUGUAUUUGUUAAAUAAAAAUUAUCUCACGUCUGUAUUAUCUUAGAUGACCUUCGCAUCACCUAAGCGUGUCUUAAGAUUAUAUUUUUUUAUGAAAAGGUUAUUUUAGUACGUUAUAAAGCGCUUAUUCCACCACUGUUAAAGAAACGUAGUUACACACUGAAAUCUAUAUUUGUACGACGAUCCUUUUUGGGUUUAAAGUUUAGUUUCCAGUUUGAUGUUAGAUAUCCGUAGUAUAAAACAACUUUGUGAGAAAGCUUUUAAGAGUAAAUCGCUGCCAACGACUCUAUAAUAUAUCAGAUGUAUAGCUUGGAUAGUAACAACCGCUAUAUAACACAUAGUUUUAUCAGAGUUUAAACGUAUUUUUGAGUACAAUAAACAAUUUUAGCGUAGGGUCGCCAUCUUAGGGUUAAAAUUACAUUUAUUUAUAGGUAAUUGUGGCAUAGCAUAGUAAUUGUCUGGCCCCAGAGGCCUCUUGUCAUAAUAAUACAAUAAUAGACUUUAAAAUAUAAUCAGAGAAUAAUGUAGCAACUGAUUAGCGUAAGAAUAGGACGUCGACAAUCAACUUGAUUAGUUCAAAUCCGGCUCAAAGGACCAGUGAUUUGCCCCCUUUUCAACCAGAUAGGAGCAAAGGAUUGAAUCUUAUCAAGAAUACCUAUUGUGGGUACCAUUGUUUCUCUAAAUUUUCAAGAACGUCCUAUGGAAAACCAACGAAGCAACCACCUUAGAAAUUUAACAUUUUACGCAGUAGAGCUUACAAUAAAUAGUGUUUUUAAACAGGGUUCUAAGUAAUUAUUUGUAAAUAAUAAUGGUAAUAACAUUGUUUAGGGUAAGGCCAUAAGAAACUUGUUGUGUAAGCAUUUUUUAACCGCCUAAAAAGCCGGUCAGCUUACCAAAUUAACGUAAGUUAUAUGAACUAAGGAAUUAAAUAAAAUUAUGUCCGAUCCAGUAGGAUCCGAUCAAAUUUGUCAAUAGGUAUUAAGUAAUAAAUGU